This is a messenger RNA of Papaver somniferum (opium poppy), 2006 nucleotides long. RefSeq names its product protoporphyrinogen oxidase 1, chloroplastic-like. The record is from RefSeq and is a predicted model, not a curated record. Gene Ontology annotation, molecular function: protoporphyrinogen oxidase activity, oxygen as acceptor. Gene Ontology annotation, biological process: porphyrin-containing compound biosynthetic process. The transcript has 9 exons. The coding region runs from base 43 to 1728 and encodes 561 amino acids. NCBI's taxonomy places the organism in Eukaryota, Viridiplantae, Streptophyta, Magnoliopsida, Ranunculales, Papaveraceae.
CAGACAAUAAGAUCCCCCUCUUUCUCUCUCGGAGCUCAAGCCAUGGCUACUGCCCUCACAGACCUCCUCCCGUCUCUCACAUUCCGCCAUAGCUUUCCCGCCAAAAACCUCCACCAAAACUCCCCCACAUUUCUCGUCUUCCCGAAACUUUCUUCUAACCUUCAUUCAUCUCGUUUGACAAAACACAACAAACAUGAGUUUCGAUUCAAAUGUUCAAUCGCCAAAGACUCAACAAUUUCUCCAUCAGCAGUCAACAAAGACGGAGAAUCAAAUUCUUAUUCAGUCGAUUGUGUAAUUGUUGGUGCUGGAAUUAGUGGUUUAUGUAUAGCACAAGCUUUAUCAACUAAACAUGGUGAAAUUGCUUCAAAAGUUAUUGUAACAGAAGCUCAGAAUCGUGUUGGUGGAAACAUUUCAACGAGGGAACGAGAUGGGUAUCUUUGGGAAGAAGGUCCUAAUAGUUUUCAACCUUCUGAUACUAUGCUCUCCGUAGCGGUAGAUAAUGGAUUGAAGGAUGAGUUGGUGUUGGCUGAUCCUACUGCGCCACGUUUUGUAUUAUGGGAUGGAAAACUGAGGCCUGUUCCAUCGAAACCAGCUGACUUGCCAGUAUUUGAUUUGAUGAGUAUUAAAGGGAAGCUUAGAGCUGGACUUGGUGCUAUUGGCAUUCGACCUCCACCGCCAGAUCGUGAGGAGUCGGUGGAAGAGUUUGUGCGCCGUAAUCUUGGUGAUGAGGUUUUUGAACGUUUGAUUGAGCCAUUUUGUUCAGGUGUUUAUGCUGGUGAUCCUGCAAAGUUGAGCAUGAGAGCGGCAUUUGAAAAGGUUUGGAGGCUAGAGCAGAAUGGCGGCAGCAUCAUCGGUGGUGCUUUCAAAGCGUUUCAACAGAAGGAUAAAACUCCCAAACCACCACGAGACCCGCGCUUGCCCAAACCAAAGGGACAGACAGUUGGGUCUUUUAAGAAGGGGCUGGCUAUGCUUCCUGCUGCAAUUUCUAAAAGUUUGGGUAACAUGGUCAAACUAUCUUGGAAACUUUCAAGCAUACAGAAAUCAAGUGGUGGAGGAUAUAAUUUGACAUAUGAAACACCAGAAGGAUUGAUUUCUGUCCAGGCUAAAAGCGUUAUCAUGACUGUUCCAUCUCAUGUUGCAAGUGACUUGUUACAUCCUCUCUCUAGUGCUGUUGCGGAUUCCCUGUCCAAGUUUUAUUACCCGCCAGUUGCAGCAGUUUCAAUCUCAUACCCAUUUGAAGCUAUCAAGAAGGAACGCCUGAUAGAUGGUGAACUAAAAGGGUUUGGCCAGUUGCAUCCGCGCACUCAAGGAGUGGAGACUUUAGGAACUAUAUACAGUUCAUCCCUUUUUCCUAACCGAGCUCCACCCGGAAGAGUUCUGCUUUUGAACUUCAUAGGAGGUGCUACCAAUACUGGAAUUGUUAACAAGACGGAGGGAGAAAUUGUUGAGGCAGUUGAUCGAGACCUAAGAAAGAUGCUAAUAACUUCGAACUCCAAGGAUCCACUUGUUUUAGGUGUUAGAGUUUGGCCGCAAGCCAUACCCCAGUUCUUGGUUGGUCAUCUGGAUACUCUUGCGGAUGCAAAACGUGGUCUUCAAGAUGGUGGAUUACAUGGCCUGUUUCUAGGUGGCAACUAUGUUUCCGGUGUAGCCUUGGGCCGUUGUGUUGAGGGUGCUUUUGAGAAUGCUGCUGAGGUAGCUAAGUUCUUAUCAGAGUAUUCUUUCAAAUAAAAACAACAAAUUUUGGCCAAAGAGAGAGAGAGUGGUCAAUUAAAGCUCUUAUCUUGGUUUGUUCUCUUAGCUAUGAACUAGAGCUAUGGCCCAGUGUAUUUAGGAUGAUUGGUUACACAACUUAGAUUCUUAGCAAUAGCUACUUCAAUUUUUUGAUCUGUUCAUUGGAAUAUGUGGAAAUGCGAAACUGAGACAGUGCCAAGGCCCUUGGUAUUUUUAGAUGUAAAUCCCAUUCAUCAGUUUUCUAAUAAAAUCUUCCAUUUUUCUCUUAAACAUAA